CAUGAACAUGUGUGUAUCUGUAACAUAUGACCAGUAACAAUCAUAACCUCACCUUGCAUUCAAUCUUAAACAAAGACAAGUUGACCGGGUCCAACUUCUUGGACGGGCAACGCAAUCUCACUAUUGUUCUUUUCCUUGAGAAGAAAGAGUAUGUGCUUGAAAACGCCAUUCCUUCUCAACAUGUUGCUACUGCUUCUAGAGCAGUUAAAGAAGCAUAUGACAAGCAUGUUGAUGAUGACAUUGAAGUGGCGUGUCUCAUGCUAGCUACUAUAACAUCUGAGCUACAGAAACAUCAUGACAACAUGAAGGCGUACGAUAUGAUCCUACACUUGAGGCAGCUCUACCAAAGGCAAGCUAGGCAUGAGAGAUUCCAAAUCUCUAAGGCACUCUUCAGUUGCAAAUUAUUUGUUGAAAACCCUAUCGGCCCGCAUGUUCUGAAGAUGAUCGGUUAUGUUAAAACUCUUGAGAAGUUGGGUUUUCUCACUGAGACAAGAACAUGCAACAGACCUUAUUCUGUAAUCGUUGCCAGAAUUGUGUUUUUCGUUAAUUAUGAGAUGCAAGGGUUUAAUAAGCCCCUGCACGAACACUUUAAGAUGUUACAAAAUGCUGAAGAGAGCCUUACAAAGGGAAAAUGUAGUUUCAUCGUUCUUGUUCAAGGUAGAAAGAGUAAGAAGAAGAAAUUUAAGAAAUUUGAAAAUAAAGGCAAAGGUAAAACCAAGCCUGAAUCCACUUAUUUUAACCUUUAGCUAAAAGGUGGAGUAGCGAAGGACUCUAUAUGUCAUCAUUGUGGCAAGCAAUGCCACUGGAGGAGGAAAUGUAAAGAUUACAUGGCUUCCAAAAAGAAGAAGGAGGGUCAGGUACAAUUGUUUUUAGAGAAUAACAAAUGUACAACUCUUUG
This is a messenger RNA of Cuscuta campestris, 898 nucleotides long. NCBI's taxonomy places the organism in Eukaryota, Viridiplantae, Streptophyta, Magnoliopsida, Solanales, Convolvulaceae. The record is from the annotation of a GenBank genome assembly.